UACACAGUGAUACAUUGUGAACAAACAGGUAACAUAAACCCCCCACAUACUGAACUAGUACUGAGUACAGAGCAAGACGACAGCAGCAGACAUGAGACUGUGGCUUGCUCUGCUGCUAGUGACCAUAAGUUUGUCACAUAGUGAUGGCGCCGAGCUAACAGGGCUGUACGGAAGGAUCACCUCUCCUGGCUUCCCAAAACCAUAUCCGAAUGAGCAGUCCAUGACAUGGAAGAUCACCGCCCCCGAGGGUCAUCUCGUGAAGAUCUACUUUACGUACUUUGACUUGGAGCUCUCAUACCUUUGUGAAUACGACUAUCUGAAGUUGUCUUCAAAAGGUUCAGAUGUGGCUCAUUUUUGUGGUAAAGAGAGCACCGAUACUGAGAAGGCCCCAGGCAGUGCUUCCUUUUACUCUCUGGACAACACAAUGACCAUCACUUUUAGGAGUGACUACUCCAAUGAGAAGCAGUUUGUAGGAUUUGAAGCUUUCUACUCAGCUGAAGAUAUUGAUGAGUGUAAAAGAGACGAGCCGCCCUGUGAUCACUUCUGUCACAACUACCUUGGGGGAUAUUACUGCAGCUGUCGAAUCGGCUUCAGCCUGCACAGCGACAAAAAAACCUGCCCAGCUCGGUGUGACGUGCAGGUGCACAAAGGAAAAUCAGGUGAGAUCGCCAGCCCAGAUUACCCCGGGAUUUAUCCCAAACUCUCCACCUGCAAAUACAGCAUUCACGUGGAGGAGGGACACUCAGUCAUUCUGAAGUUUGUGGCUUUUGAUGUGGAAUCGCACCCCGAUGUCCUGUGUCCAUACGACAAGCUGCAGAUCAUAGCUGGGGGGAAGACCCUCGCCCCUCUCUGUGGAAAUACCAUACCGGCAGACAUAGACACACGCAGCCAUAACGUGGAUCUUGUCUUCACAACUGAUGGCUCAGGAUACAAUACAGGAUGGAAAAUGGUGUACACCACAAAAGCUUUGCCAUGUCCUGAUCCUGUGCUGCCAUCUAGGGGACACUUCACACCAAAGCAGGCCACCUAUGUGGUGGGAGAUCGUUUGUCUCUUACAUGUGACAGAGGAUACACAGUUGUGCAGGGUGAAAAAGUUGUACAGACAUUCAGCACAACCUGUAAGAUUGAUGGAACAUGGGACAAAGCUAUGGCAAAGUGCGAAAUUGUGGACUGUGGACCUCCUGAUGAUGUAACAAACGGGACUUAUACUUUUGUUACAAAAAGUGGAGUGACAACGUAUAAUUCUGUUAUCCAGUACAACUGCACCGGGCCGUGGUACUUCAUGAAAGAGGGUAGAGGUCAGUACACGUGCGAAGCUAACGGAACCUGGGAAGACAGCAGCAAUGGAGCUAACACCCUUCCGCACUGUGUGCCUGAUUGUGGAAUUAGAACAUCAGAAGCAAGGUCCCGCAUUUUUGGAGGAAAGGCUGCUAAACUUGGUGAAUUCCCAUGGCAAGUGUACAUUCUCAAAGGAGACCAAGCAGGGGGAGGGGCAUUACUGAAUGACCAAUGGAUCAUCACAGCGGCCCACGUAGUUGAUGGUGCAGAGAAACCCUCAGAUAUAGUUAUAAAAAUGGGGUUAUUGGGUAUUUUUGAUCGUAACUAUAUUACAGGAUUCCCUGAUGUAAUUAUUAAGCAUGAGGCAUUUAACAGUACAAAUUUUGACAAUGAUAUUGCCCUGAUUAAGCUAAAAAAUAAAGUAGAACUCAGUCAAAACAUAUUGGCGAUCUGCCUUCCAACAACAGAAGAAAGAUUCCGCAUCUCGCAUGAAGAAGACGCUAAUAAUAUAGGUCUUGUAUCUGGCUGGGGACUGACGCACAGAGGAACCAGUGCACGCAGAUUACAAUACGUAGCACUUGAUGUUAUUUCCCACAGCAUAUGCAAAUUAAAAUAUGACAGAUUAAAAGCCUUAGUAACCGACAACAUGUUAUGUGCCGGCAAUGAGGCAGGCGGGAAGGAUUCUUGUGAGGGGGACAGUGGAGGGGCUUUAGUGUUCUUAGAUUCACAAAGCAAGAAAUGGUUUAUUGGAGGUAUAGUGUCAUGGGGGGCAGAGUGUGGUGUUGUCGGCCAAUAUGGAGUUUAUACAAAAGUCAGUAACUUUAUUGACUGGAUACAAAACAUGUUUCAAAAACACUAAACUUUUUCAGCAUUAUUCUUCACAACAUCAUAACUUGUGUUUAUAUUUUAAAAAUUUGUGAGCUAUUUGCUUAAGAUUAAAAACACUGAAUGUAUUUAAUUACAAAAACAGAACACUAUUAUAUUUUAAUAUUU
Molecule: messenger RNA, 2271 nt
Organism: Bombina bombina (fire-bellied toad)
Lineage: Eukaryota; Metazoa; Chordata; Amphibia; Anura; Bombinatoridae
Gene: MASP2
Product: MBL associated serine protease 2
Exons: 11
Coding region: 92-2137 (681 amino acids)
Biological process (GO): complement activation; proteolysis
Cellular component (GO): extracellular region
Molecular function (GO): serine-type endopeptidase activity; calcium ion binding
Source: RefSeq, a predicted model, not a curated record